CACAGCAAAUUACCUCAGUUGCUUCAGCAAAAAAGUUAUUUCAAAAUGCGGUUCAUUCUUUUAAUUUGUGCAUUUAUUGUAUCCGCCAAUUCGGCCACCUAUAGCCUGCAACCAGCAUCUACAUUGCCACGUUAUCUGAGUCCUGUACCAUCUCCAGACCUGCAGUCACAGCUAUCUUUUUAUCAAUAUUCAGCACCAGCUGCAGCACCUACGACUUAUGCAGCGUCCGCACCAGCGUCCUCCUACGUGGCUCCGGCAGUAGUACCGUGUCCUAAUGCAGCGGCAACUGCCCCACUUUCUGAAACAUUGCCGUAUGCACCAGCUGCGACUGUUCAGGACUCAGCACCCUACAUAGCACCAGCACCAGUUCCAGCUCCGUAUUCAGCACCAGAGCCAGUUCCAGUACCAUCUCCUCGUUCUUUUGCUACUUACGCAGCACCUGCUCCUGCUCCAGCUCUGGUUGAUUAUGCAUCUCUUGCUCCCACUCCAGUCACUUAUGCUGCACCAGACCCCAUACCAGCAGCACCAUCAUGUCCUUACGAAACAGCUCCAGCGCAACAUAUCUCAGAUCCAGCCCCAGCUGCUUAUGCAGCGCCAUCACCUGCUCCGGCCGCUUACUCAGUACCAGAAUCAAUACAACAAGCAUAUACUGCUCCUGCACAAUCACCUGCACCGGUCUCCUUUUAUGCUGUUCCAAGCCAAAGUGUCUCACCAGCCCUAUCCUCUUAUCUAGCAACAACACAAUCUGUCGCAUCUUAUGCAGCUCCGGCUCCGGUGUCUUAUGCUGCUCCUGAACCUUCUCAUUCGUCUUAUGCAGCACCAGCACAGGUUUCCGCUCUUUCUGCAUUGUCAUCCUAUACAGCGCCAGCCUCAGCAUCCGCGCUUGCACCUUAUGCAGCUUCGGGCUCUGCUCCUAUUCCUUGUACAGCUCCUGCCCAGGCAUCUUACGCAGCUCCAGCACCGAUUUUGACAUCUUAUGCUACUCCUGAACCUGCUCAGCCAUCUUACGCUGCUCCAGCACCGGCUCCGACGUCUUAUGCUGCUCCUGAACCUGCUCAGCCAUCUUACGCAGCACCAGCACAGGUUUCCACUCUUUCUGCAUUGUCAUCCUAUUCGGGCUCUGCCCCUAUUCCUUGUGCAGCUCCAAUUCUGGCUCCAGCUUCGGCGUCUUAUGAUACACCUGCCCAGGCAUCUUACGCAGCUCCAGCACCGGUUUCGACGUCUUAUGCUACUUCUGAACCUGCUCAGAUAUCUUACGCUGCUUCAGCACCGGCACCGGCGUCUUAUGCUGCUCCUGAAUCCGCUCAGCCAUCUUAUGCAGCUCCAGCACCGGCUCCGACGUCUUAUGCUGCUCCUGAACCUGCUCAGCCAUCUUACGCAGCACCAGCACAGCUUCCCGCUCUUUCUGCAUUGGCAUCCUACACAGCGCCAGCGCCAGCCCCAGCAUCCCCUUUUGAACUUUAUUCGGCUCCGGGCCCUGCUCCUGUACCUUGGGCUGCUUUAUUUCUAGCUUCAGCUCCGGCAUCUUAUGCUGCUCCUGAAUCUGCUCAGCCAUCUUAUGCAGCUCCAGCACCGAAUGCCGCUGUUUAUCCACUGCCAUCUUAUACAGCACUAGCUCCAGCACCUCCUUCUGCCCCUUAUGUAGCCUCAGCUCCAGCUCAGGUGUCCUAUGCUGCACCUGAACAAUCUCAGCCAUCUUACGCUGCAGAAGCACCAGCUGCCGCUUCUGUCUCUUAUAUAGCCCCAACUCCAGAUCCUGUAUCCUAUGCUGCCUCUUCACCGGCUACUUAUGCGGCUCCUGCACCAGCACCCGCAUCUAUUCUUCCCCCAUAUUCCAAUGCUGUUAAAUAUUAUCAAUGAAUACAAAAUGUUUAAAGUAUUUUCCGAAGACAACAAUAAAAAAAUAUAUUACAGCUCAA
Molecule: messenger RNA, 1919 nt
Organism: Bactrocera oleae (olive fruit fly)
Lineage: Eukaryota; Metazoa; Arthropoda; Insecta; Diptera; Tephritidae
Source: RefSeq, a predicted model, not a curated record